AUGGUCUCCCCCUUGAGUGAUGCGAUUAAACUUCCCUGCGGGUUAGUCUUGCCUAACCGGCUUGCUAAGGCUGCAAUGGCGGAAAUGCUGGCCGACUGGGACCAUAACCCAACUCCAGAUCUUAUCGAAGUCUACAAUCAAUGGGGCCAAGGCGGAUGGGGCGCCAUCCUCACCGGAAACGUCCAAGUCGACAUAAACCAUCUAGGAAGUCCCUUCGACACCGCCCCACCAUCCACCUACACCACCGCAGACCAAAGCCCCACCCUCGUGCAAUCCUGGGCCAAAUACGCAGAAGCAUGCCAACAACACGGCACCCCAGCCAUCGUCCAGCUCUGCCACCCAGGUCGCCAGUCGUUCCGUGGAGCUGGGAAACGGGGCCUUUUUGCAUCGACUGUUGCGCCUAGUGCGGUUCCGUUGAGGAUUGGGGAGGGUUGGGUUGAGUGUGUGCUGAGUAAGGUUGCUUUUCCGGCGCCAAGGGAGAUGAGCAGGGGGGAGGUUGAAGGUGUUGUCGGGCAGUUUGUGGAUGCAGCGAGGUUGAUGGCUGAUGCUGGGUUUUCGGGGGUGGAGUUGCAUGGGGCACAUGGGUAUUUGAUUGAUCAAUUCUUGAAUCCGAAGACAAAUCUUCGCACGGAUGAAUACGGAGGUUCUGUUGAGAAGAGAACCAAAUUCGUUCUGGACAUCAUAUCUGAAACCCGAAAAGUUGUCCCUGCAAAAUUCGCCAUCGGCGUCAAACUUAACUCAGCAGACCACAGUUCCGUCAACUUUGAAGACACAAUGACUCAAAUCAGGCUCUUGAAUGAAGCCGGAAUCGACUUCCUCGAAGUUAGCGGUGGAAGCUACUCAGACCCAAAGAUGAUGGGACCCACUACCACCCAACAACCUGAACAAUCCCAACAGCCCACCCGCACCGCCGCCCGCGAAGCCUUCUUCCUCUCCUUCGCAACUGAAACCCGCACCCGCUUCCCAAACCUCAUCCUAAUGCUAACAGGCGGUUUCCGCACGCGCGCUGGCGCUGAAGACGCCAUUAAACAGAAUGCCUGUGAUGUUAUUGGUAUUGGUAGACCGGCUGCUAUCAAUCCGAAGUUCCCGCAGUUUUUGUUGGAUGAAAGUCUUCCGGAUGGGGAGGCAGGAUUGCCAUUGAAGAAGGUGGGAUUGCCGUGGUAUGUGAGGCUGCUGCCGAUUAAGGCUGUUGGGGCGGGGGCUGAGAGCAUGUACUAUGGUAACCAGAUUAAACGAAUAGGCAAGGGCCUUACUACGUCUGCUCCUGCUUAG
Messenger RNA from Aspergillus ruber CBS 135680, 1272 nucleotides. RefSeq names its product NADH:flavin oxidoreductase/NADH oxidase family protein. The record is from RefSeq and is a predicted model, not a curated record. NCBI's taxonomy places the organism in Eukaryota, Fungi, Ascomycota, Eurotiomycetes, Eurotiales, Aspergillaceae. The coding region runs from base 1 to 1272 and encodes 423 amino acids. The transcript is spliced from 7 exons. Gene Ontology annotation, molecular function: FMN binding; oxidoreductase activity.